UCAGCUACCUGAUAGAUAUAGAUAUAUGUAGAUGGAAAUUAAAUCAAAAGAUUAGCGUAGACUAAUCAACCCAACACACUAAUUAAGCUAGGAAUACUAAUAUGGCUUCUUCCGAAUCAUUAGUCAUCGUUUCCUUCUUCUUGCUGCAGCUUAUUCUAACCAUUGGUCCUCUAUUCUUCAGCGAAGCGGUUGCAAUAACUAUGGCGCCGCCGCCACCUGAAAACGUAACAGUUGGUAAUAGAAGAACUUCUUCAGCUGUCUUCGCCUUCGGGGACUCGAUUCUUGAUACCGGCAACAAUGACCAUAUCGCGACUUUGAUAAAGUCCAACUUCCCUCCCUACGGAAGGGAUUUUCCGGGAAGAAUCCCCACCGGUAGAUUCUCCGAUGGAAGGCUCAUUUCGGACUUCAUAGUUGAAAGUUUGGGAAUCAAGUAUCUUUUACCACCUUAUCUCGAUCUGAAUCUUCAAGCUAAGGAGCUCAUCACGGGAGUGUGUUUUGCCUCGUCUGGUUCUGGUUAUGAUCCCAAGACACCAAAAAUAUUGGUAAUGACUUUCUUGACUUUGUAUUAACACUGAGAAAAAUUACUUUUUGCUAAUGUAUACUUAUAUAAGUUAUUUCUAAUCAUGACUUGUUUGAAAUAUGUAUAUCAGUCGGUCAUAUCGAUUCCGAAUCAACUCAAUCUCUUCCAACAAUACGUGGGGAAGUUGAGAAACAUCGUGGGAGAGCAGACAUCAAACGACUUCGUUGAAAACAGCAUUUAUGUAAUAUCAUGUGGCAACAACGACGUCUUAUUGGCCUCUUUGUUUCAUACCAGAACAAAGUCGUCGUCGGAAAUGGCUUCAUACGCUGGCUUUCUCGCCGGCCGGGCUUCCGCCUUUCUAAGGCAGCUGUACGGGCUGGGAGCUCGAAAGAUCGUUCACCUGAGUGCAUUAACGACGGGAUGUAUCCACGCCUUCAGAACUUUGCUCGGCGGAGUACAGAGGCAAUGUUCCGACGAGUCCAACGAGCUGGCCGUGAUGUUCAACGAGAAGCUUGGCCACGAAAUUCAGCGACUUAACGACGACGUUUCGCUUCCUGACUUGAGCGUCCAGUUUGUUGACGUGUACACGCCUUUGUUAGAUAUGAUUAGGCGCCCUGAAAAUUAUGGGUUUGUCGUAACGAAGGACGGAUGCUGCGGGACAGGAACUAUAGAGUUUGGAUUUCUUUGCAACCGAUUGAGCCCUUCGACUUGUGUCGAUACUUCAAAGUACAUUUUUUGGGAUGGUCUUCAUCCCACGGAAAAGGCCUAUAAAAUCUUAACUUUCUGUAAUCAUGAAAGACAUAAAUAGGCUAUUGUAUUGAAAUCCUAUGUGGCCGUUGCUGCCUAGCUACAUCCACUAUACAGAGGAUUCUGCGUUAACUGUGCUUCUUGAGUUCUUUCCAUUCCUCUGGUUGGAAAUUUGGAUGAUCUGGACUAAUAUGAUCGAAUUGGUUUGGAGCUCAGACAAAGCCAAUCGAUUUUUUUUAUAUAGAA
This is a messenger RNA of Linum tenue, 1513 nucleotides long. The record is from the annotation of a GenBank genome assembly. NCBI's taxonomy places the organism in Eukaryota, Viridiplantae, Streptophyta, Magnoliopsida, Malpighiales, Linaceae.